UUUAAAAAUCAACUCAACCACCUCAUCCUUACAUAAUUGGCAUGCCCUCAAAAAAAAAAAACUGUAAAUAUUGGUUGAGAAAACAAAAUAAAUAUAUUUAUUAUUUAGCAAAUAAUAGAUUUAUGAUGCAAUUGACCACGUGUAUUUAACAAGGCUAUUAUUGUCAUUUCAAAAGUCCAAUAAUAGUAUAAGUAACUUGCAAGACAACUCAGAACAUAUUUUUCUUUAUUUUGAUGGUAAUCCUGUAGUUUUGGCACAAUCAAUGGGCUUUUAAUGAUUGAUCAGUUUUAUUAUAACGCACAUGUGGCUCUUCGGAAAAGAAAUAAAGCACUUUGCUGUCUUAUUUCUCACUCCCUCUGUCUCUCUGUCUCUGUCUCUCUCUCUCUCUCCAAACUCAAAGCUGCGUUUUUCUGAAGUGAUAUUUACCAUAGCUGAGGAUUCCUUAGAAUAAGUCAAUAUUAUUGUGGUUGGCAUGAUGUACCUGGACCUUCUGUUGUAUCCUUGAUGCUGCCAUUAAAUCUUGCAGAUAGAGAGACAGAGAUGGGAAAAAUCUGGAUACUCAGGGGCAAAGGCUCAUGGUGAUGUUGAUUUCUCUCCGAUAUGUUUGUAUGCAACAUUUAGCCUAUCAAAGAGAGUCCGAGGCUUCUUAAGUUACUGCAAUUAGAACCAGGAUACAGCAACAAAAUCUUAAAUUCUGACUGUUAGGAACUGUCAUUUCGGUUUCAAAACAAUAUUCUUGCCAGGCUUGAAUCCUUUGAUCUCCUAAGCCCUCUAUAAAGGGACGGAGACACUGUUGAAGUAAAUUAUCCAUCAGUGCAAGCAUCCCUGCAACACACAAGUGCAGUUAUGGCCAGCAGAUUGUACCAUCAAGUAAAGCAGGAAGUUGAGCCCUACUGCUUGCCUCAAUUCCCAACUAUUGAUCGCUCUUUCUGCUAUAGUGACAGCAGCCAAGGAUCCCACUUCUCUGUUAAGAAUUCCUGUGAACUUUAUUGCACUUUGGAGUCAUCUUCUGCAAAUGGAAGUUACACUGUCUACAACUCUUCAUCAACUGUCAGUUUCUCACCCAAUGGAAGCCCAAUGUCACAGCAAGAAUCUCAGUCAUAUCCAUCUGACCUGCAUCACUCUCCUGACAAUACCUAUGGCUCUCCUAUUAGUGGUUCCUGCAUAACUGAUGAUGUAAGUGAUUUGAGGCAUAAGCUGAGAGAGUUGGAAACUGCGAUGUUGGGGCCUGAUUCUGAUAUUAUUGACAGCACAACAUCACCAAAUAUGGGCAGCUGGAGUCUUGUAAUGGAUGCAAUCUCCAGAGGGGACUUGAAGCAGGUCCUUGUGUCCUGUGCAAAAGCAGUAUCAGAUAAUGACCUGAUGAUGGCACAGUGGUUAAUGGAUGAAUUGCGUCGGAUGGUGUCAGUUUCUGGGGAGCCAAUCCAGAGGUUGGGAGCAUACAUGUUGGAAGGGCUUGUGGCACGACUUGCCUCCUCAGGGAGCUCAAUCUACAAAGCUUUGAGAUGCAAAGAACCGGCUAGCGCUGAUCUAUUAUCUUACAUGCACAUUCUUUAUGAGGUUUGUCCCUACUUCAAGUUUGGUUACAUGUCUGCAAAUGGAGCCAUUGCAGAAGCCAUGAAGGAUGAAGAUAGAGUUCAUAUUAUUGAUUUCCAAAUAGGUCAGGGAAGUCAGUGGAUCACUCUCAUUCAAGCAUUUGCAGCUAGGCCUGGCGGGCCACCCCACAUCUGCAUAACAGGCAUCGAUGAUUCCACAUCUGCUUAUGCCCGCGGAGGAGGCCUAAACAUUGUGGGAAAGCGGCUGUCUAAGCUUGCGGAGCAUUUUAAAGUGCCAUUUGAGUUCCAUGCUGCUGCCAUGUCUGGUUGUGAGGUUCAGCAGGAACAUCUUCGAGUUCGACCUGGAGAGGCUCUAGCAGUAAAUUUUGCUUUCAUGCUUCACCACAUGCCUGAUGAGAGUGUCAGCACUGAGAAUCAUCGUGACCGACUGUUGAGGCUGGUUAAGAGCCUGUCUCCAAAGGUUGUAACCCUUGUUGAGCAGGAAUCUAACACGAAUACAGCUCCGUUCUUCCCAAGGUUCCUUGAGACAUUGAUCUAUUACACAGCCAUGUUCGAAUCAAUUGACGUGACUCUCCCACGGGACCGUAAAGAGAGGAUCAAUGUUGAGCAGCACUGCCUGGCAAGGGAUGUUGUUAACAUCAUAGCUUGUGAGGGGCCUGAGAGAGUGGAACGACAUGAGCUCAUGGGAAAGUGGAGGUCAAGGUUCAGAAUGGCAGGGUUCUGUCCUUAUCCUUUAAGUUCCUUGGUUAAUGCCACCAUAAAAACACUGCUUGAGAACUACUGUGAUAAAUAUAGACUUGAAGAGAGAGACGGGGCUUUAUAUCUUGGUUGGAUCGAAUGGGAUUUGGUUGCUUCUUGUGGGCAUGGAGUGAUACAACAUAAUAAUUUUUAUUCUCGUUCAAUCUUCUGGCCAGCUUUUGCUCAGUCAUGUCGUUUCGCUGUUGCACUUCUGUAUGCGGGCUGGAAAGAGAGACGUAUGCACGCGCGCUGGGGUGCGGGCGGCGGCCACCCGGCGCGCCGCGCGCCCGGCGCAUCGCGGGCGGCCGCCGGCGCGCCGCGGCCGCCCCCAGCGGCCGGUAGCCGUGGACACGGCGGCCUGGCCGCGGACCGGCGCGCGCCCGCCGCCCCGCAGCGCCCGGCGCGCCGGCCGCGCCCCGCGGCCCGCUCCGGGCGGCCGCCGCGGCGGGACGCCCACGCGGCGAGGGCCGGCACCCGACGCCGCGGCCGCCCAGAUCAGAGAACCGGCGGGCCGCCGCGCCGCGGCGGCCGCGGCGAGCCCCGGCCCCGGACCGGCCGCCGGGCAGGGCGCCCCGCUGCGCGGUCCGCAAGGCCGCCGCCGUCGGCGCCCGCCGAGCGACCGGCGCGCGCCAAGCGCGGAGCCCCGGCCCGCGGCCAGCCCGCGCGGCCGCCCCCGCCCGCGCGCGCUGGCCGGCCGGCGGCCAGAAGGAGCGGCCUCCGGCCCCCGCCCGCGGCCGCGCGACCGGCCUUCCCGCGCCGGCGCCAGGGCCACCCGGCCCCCAGCCCCGCCCGCGCGCCGCGCCCGCGGCUUGCGCGGCCGCGGCCGCGCCGCGCGGCCCCGCCCGCCCCGGCCGCGGGCGCGCCCGGGCGCGCCCCCGACCCCCCCGGCGCCGGACCAGGGGGGCGCGACGCCGCGCGCCCGGCGCGGCCCGGGCCCGCGGCCGGACGCCGGGGCCCCACGCCCGCACGCCCCCCACGCGCAGGCCGCGCCCGAGGCGGCCGGCCGCCGCCGCGCGCCGACCGAGGGGCCAGCGCAGCCGACGUGGGCGAGCCGGCGCGCGACGGCAGCCACGGGGCCGGCGCGCGCGAGCGCGCACGGGGGCGCGGCGCCGGCCGGCGCCCGGGCCAGCGCCCACGCGCCGCGGGCCCCGCAGCCGCCCCCCCCCGCCCGGCCCGCCGGCCGGCCGCGCGCCCAGCGCGCGGCCGCGCACCGGCCCCCGGCACCGGCCCGCGGGCCCGGCCGCAGAGCGCCGCCGCGCGCCCCCGGGCGGCGCCCGCCCCGCCCGCCGCGGCCCGCGCCCCGAGGGCCGGAGCCCGCCCCGGCGCCCGAGCGCGGCGCGCGCGGCCCCGCCGCCGCAGCGAGCCCCGGCGGCGGGCGCCGCCGCAACUGUAG
Messenger RNA from Theobroma umbraticum, 3687 nucleotides. Lineage: Eukaryota; Viridiplantae; Streptophyta; Magnoliopsida; Malvales; Malvaceae. The record is from RefSeq and is a predicted model, not a curated record.